Mauremys mutica (yellowpond turtle) is the source of this 3677-nucleotide messenger RNA. Its product is annotated as spidroin-2-like. NCBI's taxonomy places the organism in Eukaryota, Metazoa, Chordata, Testudines, Geoemydidae. Bases 283 to 1917 code for a protein of 544 amino acids. The transcript has 2 exons. The record is from RefSeq and is a predicted model, not a curated record.
GGAGCCCAGCGCCCAGCCCGGCCACGCUGCUGCGGCCCUGCAGCCGGGGCGGGGGCAGCUGCAGGAGGCGUCACCCCAUCCCGGGCAGCUCGGCCCCCCACCCGCCAGAGCCCUGCUGCUCACCCCGCCGCGGACACCACCCCCCGUGGCCUUCAGCUGCCCCGGCGGGGAGCGAGCCCUUCACCUCCGCUGGAUUCGUAGCCUCUCGCCCCGGGACCCCGGCCGGCAUGUGCAUGCAAACGCCGACGUGCCCUCUAGCUCCCGAGGGGCGAGGGGGCUGAAAUGGACGUGGGGAGCCAGAGAGGGGGGACGGUGUCUCAGCCCAGCCUGGCCUGCGAUGGAGGCAGCGUCAUCCCCAUGCCCCCGGCUCCUGGAUUGGGGCGCCCAUCGGAGCCCAGGGGAAAGCACCCUCCACAACAGGCCUUCCUCAGGCAGAAGAUCCGGCUGCUGCGGAAGGGGAAGGGGGCGGCAGGCUGGGAGCCUGGCACCGCCCGGAGCCGUCUCUGCCUGGAAGCCAACCACGAGAGCCCCAUCCAGGCUGUGAGGCAUCAGGCGGGCCGGGCCGGGGCCCUGGGCUCCUGGCAGGACUCGGUGCCGGACGCUGCAGUCUCCUCCCGGCUCAGAAAACUGCUCUGCUUCAAGGCAUCAGCCCCAGGGAGGAAGGGGCACAGGCCCCCCGCUACCUUUAGCAGAAGUGCGGAGCCCUUUGGCGAGUCUCCCCUGCGAUGGCGGCAAAGGGCCGACUCCCCGAGCCCAGGCGGGACAGGCUCCAGCCCCUGGCGCUCCUGGGCUGCCAGCCCCUGGCGGGCUCUCCGAGGCCUGAUCGCCGCCAGGGCAAAGAGAGGAGCAGGGCCAGGCGGGGGCCAGAUGCCAGCGCCCGAGGCAGCGAGGGACGGAGGUGGUGAGACACAAGGGGACCCGGGGGAGCCCGUGGUCCCAACGUGCAACGGCCCUGUCCCAGAGGCAGGAGGCUGCAGCGUAGCCUCACUGGGCACGGAGGUGGACACGGGAGGCUGGGGGGUACUGCCUGGAGGGCAAGGGCCAGACCCCCUGCCUGCUCCCAGCCAGGGAGAAGAGGGGCAGAGGGAGUCUGCUGCAGGGAAGCCGGGUUGGGGGAGCCACGAGGGAGUGGGGGAGGGGGCAUCCCGCCCAGCCAGCCAGGGCGUGGGGGGGAGGCCAGCUGGUUGGGUGGGCGGGAACACCCCCGAGCAGCCGCUAGAGCAAGGGGCCAUGACGCUCGCCCCUGGCACGUUGGCCAGUGCAGCGUCCAGCACCGAGCCCCCCGUGACCCCGACUCAUGGGGAGCUUAGUGGACACGGGGCCCAGCCCCCUGCUCCGGCUUGGGGAGAGUCCAGCUCCGGCAGAGAGGGGACCUCUGCCCCACCCCCACCUGGACACCCCAGGUACGACCCCCUGGCACCCUUGGGUGCUGGGAAUAGCGACGCCCUAGGUGGAAGUGAGGUCCCGUGCGCUCUGCAGGCCUAUCCUCUGGAGCCGCCUGCAGCAGGACACGCCAGCCUGGUACCCGCCAGCUCAGCGCAGUGGCACAGGGCACAGGAUCAGCCUGCCCCACCCACCUCCUUGGCACUGGCUCCCACCCAGCUGGGCGCCAUGGACCAGGCAGAGGGAGUGGCAGGAAGUGGCAUGGCCCAUGCCGCUGGUAAGGGUGGCAUGUGCCAGCCAAGCGAGGGGGCUUGUCUGUGCUCCCCUGCUGCCAGCUUGCAGCGAGCCGGCCCGGGGGGCAGCCCCGGGGACGCGGAGGAGCAGGAGAAGCGGCUGCUGUAUGCUGCAGCGGCCGAGAUCGUGGCAGCUGCCAUAGACGCAGCGGGCAGGCAGGUGGCGAGGAAGCAGCGAAUGACCAGCUGGGCAGGCAGUGAAGGGAGCCCGGCGGACACGGCAGGGCUCCAGUGCUCAUGAAGGGUGGUGGCUUGGCCAGGCCAGUGUGCCCCCCCCCACUGUGUCCCCCACCCUCUCUCACCCUUUGGUAUCUGGUUGUUGAGUUUCUGUACUAAUUACUGCUAAUAAAAACACCUUCCUGCUGCAGGAGCUCAGGUGUGUCCUUGCAGCAGGGGCAGCCGUAGGGGCCGACCUCCCAAGCCAGGCCCAGUCAACAUCCUUUGGAGUCGUAACUGGACCUGGGUCAUGGGAUGGAGUCAAUAUUAUUACAGAUGAGGAAACUGAGGCACAGGCUGGGACUGGGACUUGCCCCAGGUCAUGCAGGAAGGCAGUGGCAGAGCAGGGAUCGAGCCCUACUCUCCUGCAUCCCAUCCUGCACUCGGUAACUUCCCAGCUAGGACCAGAACCCAGGACUCCUGCCUCUCUGCCUAAUCCUGCUCUAACUGCUAACACCACUCCCCUUCCAGAGUUGGGGAUAGAACCCAGGAGUCCUGGCUCCCAGCCCUGCUUUGCCUUCCAGAGGUGGGAACAGAACCCAGCACCCAGCUGUGUUUCCUAUUGCUAAGCGCCCCUGUUCUAUUAGCAAUCAGCACAGAAACCCAUGGGGUGGGGGGAGAGAAGUCAUAGCUGGUAAGCAGGAUCACAGGGAGCAAAAUCUUUGUUCCUCCAUGGGGCACCAUCCUUGGCACUGCCCGCCCCCCUUGACAGCUCCGUGCCCCUCUCUUCACCCAUCUUUUAAAUGGAAUCGGUCACAUUCAGAACACGGCCUGACUGACUCAAACGCCACCCAGCUAAUGAACCCGGGCCAUUCCCAGCAAACAAACCCAACGAUCAGCGCGUAGGGAGCUUGACUCACAGCAGAGACGCAGGCUGGGCUGCAGCAGCUAAGCUGAGAGACGGAUUUUGUUAAAAUCCUCCUCUGGCUGCUGCUUUUUGGGGCUCACAGACACCAGCUCGGGGACCUGAGAACCAGCUCUUCCUCCCAGCAUGGAUCCCGCGAUGAGCCGGCGGAACUCCUUGCCACUGAGGCCCAAAGAGGACUGGGCUCGUAUACGGAUAACGAACAGCCAGAGCUAGUGCGAUGAGUGAGAAAUAACCGAGACCGAGAGAGAAACGCUCAUGGGCCAGGGAAUGAACCAGCCUCUAAGCAACACCCUCAGCAGCCGGCUCGAGCUCCUCAACGGGACACAGGCACCCAAUUCUCCUUGCAUCAGUGGGAAUUAGGCACCUCCAUCGCCCUGGGGAUCUAGGCCCAGGCCAGCUCUGUUCCCCCCACCAGUUAGCUGGGCCUCUCCCGGGGCGCUGGGGUAGGGCAGGUUGGGCUGGGCACAGCUCAAGAGGCUAAGAAAGGUGAGGAGUUGAGGCCUGGCUGGGGCCAGCUGCUGCCCCCCACCCGGAUUCUCUCCUUCCACUGCCCCCGGCUCAGCUCCCCUGCUGUAAUCCUUCCCCUUGUCUAGUAACUCCUUGCCCAUCCCCCAGGCUCUGAGCUGGCCCGGCCGCGCCAGGUGCUGUACGAACAGCCCAACGCAGGCCCCGCCCUACAGUGCUGGCCCACAAAGCAAGCAGGGUCUAGGUGGAGCUCUUUGAGGAUAUGGCCUGGGUCUGUAGGGGCCCCUACCUUGGCUGGGGCAAGGCCUGUGUCUACGCAGUAGCUGGCCCCACGGGCCCCGCCCUCGGUCAGCGUCUUUCAGCCAGAUGCGGAGACCCCUGGGCUCCCAGCGGGAAGUGGUGGGGACGAAAUUUCACUGCCGAAAUUAAAAGCACACAAAGACGGUUUCGAA